Hydractinia symbiolongicarpus is the source of this 1958-nucleotide messenger RNA. RefSeq names its product translation initiation factor IF-2-like. The record is from RefSeq and is a predicted model, not a curated record. NCBI's taxonomy places the organism in Eukaryota, Metazoa, Cnidaria, Hydrozoa, Anthoathecata, Hydractiniidae. The transcript is spliced from 7 exons. Bases 1086 to 1736 code for a protein of 216 amino acids.
AGUUAGUUAAAGUAAAUGAAAUUCUCAAUAAAGGAAAACCUUGGAAUCAGUUUGUUAAAAUGCGAAUUUAGACGAAUAAAAAUUUUCAUUGUAAAAGGUUUGAUUUGAACAAUAGUGUAAAAAAAUACUUGAACGGCUAGAUGAGAAAAAUGUGUUGUUUUUUUGUGUAGUCGCAUCAGCUGGAAUACCUAAAACCUUUGGAUAAACACUCUUUGAUUAUUUAUCCACACAAGCAACUUUUCCACAUGACAGACUUUCUCGCAUUCGACGUACGAACGGAGGGCGACUUUCGUGGUUUCAUGGGCCGCUUUUACACGUUGUUUUCAUAUACAACUGCGUUGCUAAUAGCCAGGAGACCCGGUGCUAUUCUUCAUCCUUAUCAUUCUGUUUUUUUAAUAAAAAUACAUUUGUUUAUAAAUAUUAGAAUAAAAAUGAAAUGUUAAGAAACAGGCAAAUUCGAUUACAAUCGUCCUGCAAAGUAGUUCUCUAGAAGUAAAUAGUUCAAAAUUUGAAUAUUAAGCUAAGCAACUGAGAGUGAAACAAAAAUUUUGGUUAGCAAAGGCUGAAAUGAAAAGCGGAGUUGCAGCUUUGUACCUAAUUUCUUUGGGAUUAAACCUACUUUAGUGAAGUUAAAUGAUAAACGAUGCUUACGUGACGUAUACUCUCAAUAUCAAAGAGGCACGAACACCUGAAAACGAAGUUGUUGUUUUUAAGCUUUUUAAACUAGCAGUUUUGUUCACGUUCUUGAAGUCGAAUGUACACAAUCUAUGUUUGUUUCUUCAGAAAUGUAAACUAUACUAUUGUUGUUCCCUCACUACGCAUUUGAGUUUUCAAACAACGCUUUCGUCUCGUUUAUUCAGUUAGCUCUUUUACCUGUUUCAUGAUAUCAGUCUGGAUAAUUAAGCAAAGCACUGCGUGAAGAUCAUGCGAAAAUGUGUUUUUCUCAGCAUCGUUAUAGAAAUAUGCCGAAUUCAGGUAUGAAAUCAGCAUCGAAAAUCGUGUGCAACCACCCGUUUUACAACAAUACGAAAAAAAUAGAAGGACUCGAAAAAUAAAAAAAGAACAGACUCAAAAAUAGAGGAAUUAUGGGGUUCUUAGGGUAUAUAUCUGUCGCAGCUUUGCUCAUAGCGGUUUAUUACAGCAAUAUCGCAGAAUCAUCAAAAGCGGAGAUCACAGCAGGAAAUGCGAUCAACAAACUACUACAGGAAAAAAUUAGUAUGAAGUUUAAAGAAGCAGCCAAUGAAGUGAAAGGUGUUCUGGUUAAACAUUUAGGUGAUAGCCUAAAAAGUGCACAUAACAGAAUGAACCCAAGAAAAAAAGCAAAGAAAAUUGUGAAGGCAUUAAAGGGUGCUGCCAUCCACCAAAACAAGGGACCACGACACAGGAAAAAUAGCGGACCUAUGCCCGGCAAACCAAACGGUCAAUCAGCUGGUCCAUAUGGUAUGGGAAUGCCGGGACAACCCGGUCAACAGCAACAGCAAUCCGGGGCACCUGGUCAGCAAAGUGCUCCAGGAUCACCAUUUGCCCAACGACCAGGCGCACCCCAACAGCCAGGCCAGUGUGGCCCACAAUGUCCUUCAACGUGUGCACCCACUUGUGACACGACAUGCUGUCAAUCCGCGUGUCCACCCGCUUGUUCUGUGUCCUGCUUUUCAUACUGUCCACCUACUUGCUGCCCACAUAAAAAGAACUCCAUUCCAGUAGAGAAGAAAAACGAGAAAGAAGUUCAAGAGUAAACAUGACUGCGAAUGAUAUUCUCGCACCUAUAUGCUUCGUUGAAGCUGUUAGACAGAUGUAUUUUUAUGUAAAUUAACAACAUCAGCAAUGCGAUUCCAGUGAUCGAGAAAUAGUUGAGAAAAAUCAUAUGUAAAUCAAUCCAAUGUACAAACGCUUAUCACAGUUUUUUUGAUUCGGAUUUUUUUUAUUUUGAAAUAAAAAUUUAACGUAAUGUGAGACAA